GUAUUCUUGCUUCAUUUUUUUCGAUUUUCAUGGUUUCUGAAAUCAAGUUUUGAAAUCGUUUUGAAGAUAAUGGAUCAUUCAACUUCAGAUUGUCAGUUGAACCAGGGCGAAGUGGAUUUUAAAUUUGAAUUGAACGAAGUUCCUGAGCCCCUCUGUGUUGUUGAUGACCAGUUUGUUCCCAAGGUUGGAAUGACUUUUACCACCCCUGAAGAUGCUGCAAAAUUUUACAAGGACUAUGCCAAGGCUGCAGAUUUUUCUACAAGAGUUCGGAACAUAAAUAAGAAGGAAAACGAGAUUAAGAAUCAAUUGAUUAUAUGUAGCAGAGAGGAAAAAUGGAAAUCUAAAAUAUCUUCGACCAAGAAGACAAAUCCCACAGCUGGUUUAAAUUGUCCUGCAAGAAUUUAUAUACAUACAUUGAAGGAUGUUGGUGCUUGGAUCAUUUCGAAGGUCGAGUUGCAUCAUUCACAUCCUUGUUUCCAACUCAAGCAGAGAUGCUCAAACGGCACAGGGAACUAAGCAUGUCCAUUCGUCGUACAAUAGAGAAUAAUGA
This is a messenger RNA of Arachis ipaensis, 550 nucleotides long. The record is from RefSeq and is a predicted model, not a curated record. Lineage: Eukaryota; Viridiplantae; Streptophyta; Magnoliopsida; Fabales; Fabaceae.